This is a messenger RNA of Anas platyrhynchos (mallard), 4304 nucleotides long. It is a transcript of the gene SOWAHB, whose product is annotated as sosondowah ankyrin repeat domain family member B. Gene Ontology annotation, molecular function: protein binding. The record is from RefSeq and is a predicted model, not a curated record. NCBI's taxonomy places the organism in Eukaryota, Metazoa, Chordata, Aves, Anseriformes, Anatidae.
GGCGGUGUCAGAGAGGCUCCCAGGGGGCUCUGAGGAGGGCAGGGGACGGAGACCACCCCCAGCUCAGCACCGAGACGGUUUUUCACUGAGUGCGGCCGGCUCAGUGCCCGGCUGCUCCUCUUCCUCGCCACCCCGGGCGAGGGCGAUGGGGGCGGAGAGGCCCGGCGGGGCGGGAGGCGGGUUCCCCGGCCGGCCAGGGCUGCGGCAGCGGCAGCGCCCCGCCGAGCGGCGCCGAGCCCCGGGAGCCGAGCUGCGAGGAUGGCUCGGGAGCUGAGCCAGGAGGCCGUGCUGGACUUCUUGUGGGGGGCCGGCGGGCGAGCCCCCAACGCGGCGCUGCUCCGCCACUUCCAGGCUUUCCUCCGCGACCCGGCGCUGACGGCCGAGCAGCGGGGCGAGCGCCGGGAGCGCUUCAAGCGCCUCGUCAACUCCGUGGCCACCGUGCGCCCCGCCGGCCCCGGCGCCUCCAAGGACAUCGUCCUCCGCCGCAGGUACCGAGACCUCCUCGACGAGGAGCUGCCGCCGCCGGGGGAGCACCGGCCGCAGGAGGAGGAGGAACAGGAGGAGGAGGAGGAGGAGGAGAAGCAGCAGCGACCCCCGCCGCCCCCAUGCCAGCCCGGCCCGUCGGGGAAGGCGCUGGAGAAGGGGCAGCACCCCCCGGGAGCCGUGUCGGGGGGCUGCGCCUCCCGGGGCCGCGGGGGGCUGUGCUGCGAGUGCCGCCGGGCGCUCCGCGAUGCCGCCGCCCGGCCGCCCCCCUACCGGAGCCGCCCGCUGGCUUUGGGGUCGGGGACGCCGCUCUUCGUGUCCCCGCCGCCCUACCGGCCCCCGCAGCCGCCCCCCGCCGCUCCUGCCCGCUCCCCGGCCCUUCCCCGGGGGCUGCCGCCCUCUGGGGCAGCCCCCGCGGGGUCCCUGCCAGCGGCGGACCCCAAGGGACCGCCCCCUGCUCGGUCCCUGCCGCUGCCCCCUGGCCCCAGGCUGCCCCCAUCCCAGUCCCCACCGCUGCCCGCUGCCCGCUUGCCCCAUACCAAGGCCCCGCCACCAUCGGCAGGCUCAGGGGUACGAUCCCCUGCCGGGCCAUCCCAGCCCCUGCUGCUGUCCCCAAGCCCCAGGGUGCCACCCCCCAGCAGGCCACCCCAAGCCCGGACCCCGCAGCCACCCCGCCGGGAGCCACCCCUGUCGCAGUCCCCGCUGUGUCGCUCAGCUCCGGGGACGCUGCCCCUGUCCCAGUCCCAGUCCCUGCAGACGCUCACUGCUGAGCGCUCCCCAUCCCAGACCCCACUGCUUUCCCCGUGCCCAGAUGCGUUACCCUCCACCCGGCUGCCCCAGUCCCAGUCCAGGUCCCUGCAGCACCUCCCCACCAGGCUGUCCCCAUCCCCACCGCAGCCGGAGGGGCCCAAGGUGCCACCCAAUGGACCAGCACGGUCCCGAGCCCCGCUGCUGCACACCCCCAGCCUGCCCUCACCCCUCACCCCGCCACCACCAGCCAGCCCCACGGUGCUGCCCCCCUGCUCCCAAUCCCCCCCGCUGACCCCUACGGGGCCACCACAAGCCCCUGAGAGCGGCCCCGCAGCCCCGCUGCCUGUCUUCAGGAGCAUCAGGUGCCAGCUGGCGUUGCUGGAGGUGCAGGGCGUCCCCCCAUCGCUGCAGGACGACAGAGGGGGGCUGCCCCGCAGCCUGCCCUCCAAGAGCUCCCCCGUGCACGUCCCAAACCGGGGGCUGGUGGUGCCGCUGGGGCAGGCGAGCACUGCCUGGCUCGUGGCGGUGUCGGCGGGGCGCUGGGCCCAGGUGCGGGGGCUGUUCCUGGAGGAGCCGGAGCUGGCCCUGCAGCGGGACUUCGUGACAGGCUUCACGGUGCUGCACUGGCUGGCCAAGCAUGGGGACGGGACGGGCCUGCAGGAGCUGGCGGGAGCGGCGCGCCAGGCCGGGCUGUCCCUGGACGUGGACGUGAGGUCGGGCUGCGGCUACACUCCGCUGCACCUGGCCGCCAUACACGGCCACCAGCUCGUCAUCAAGGUGCUGGUGCUGCAGCUGGGGUGCCAGGUGCAGGUGAGGGAUGGCAGCGGGCGCCGGCCCUGGGAGUAUCUGGGUGGCAACACCUCCGGCGAGAUCUGGCAGCUCCUGCAGGCACCCCGGGGCACCAUCAUGUUCCCCACGCAGCCCCUGGCCCGCAGCGUGUCCUCCGUCAGCAAGGCCUCGCUGCCCGCCGGCAGGGCGACGCUGGCCGCCUGCCUGAAGCCGCAGCGCAGCCGCGGGGCAGCGUCCCACCGGGUCAGCAGCGAGAGCGACUGAGAAACAGCUCCCCAGCACCCCUGCCACUGGAGGCGCAGCCAGGGGAGGCCAGGUGGGCACAGGGAGCCGCGAAGCAGGCUGGUCCUCUGGAGGAAUGUACUCUUAAAUUAUUGCAAUGAAACGUUAUCUGAGUCUCUCUGCUCUCCCUCCAAUUUCUUGCUUUUCUACGAGUGAGAGGAUGUGGCUCCUCGGCUGGAAACGUGUCUGAACCCGGGGAGGCAGCCCACGGGGCAGGCACCAGCUGCUGGGGGCACCGACAACCACCAGCGUUUGUGGGACUGUGGGUUUGGGGUCUCAGGCUCUGCUGUGAUGCUCACAGCCUCCCAACCAGGUCAGAGUGUUCCAGGGACAGCUUGCUGCUAGUCCUGGGGCUUGCAAAACGCUUGCUUACGCCACUGAAAUUCUGGGGAGUAGCUCUGGCUCCCUUUCUAACGCCGGCAGAUUAAGGAUGAGCCCCACCAUUAAAAAUGCGGUUGGUCUGGGUCUGGCCUCCCAGCAAGAGCCCUCACAGAGCGACUGUGGCAGAGGGCGGCAGCCAGAAAGCCGCGAGGGGAGGAGGGUGGUAACACACCCGCCCCGUUCCUCAGCCCUUCUCGCCCACCAGUCCCCGCAGAGAGGAAUGCAGGGCAGCACCGCGGCCCCGCUCCUCCCCACGGCUGCCCCAAGCUGCCCAGCAGCACCGAUACUUCCCCCGCUGUGUGUGCUGCUCCUCGCCCCGCAGGACGGGGAAGUGGUACCCGUGCUGUGGCUCCAGAGGCCCGUUCCCACACCUCGGGGUCACAGAGCAUCACUUCAGGGAUUUGGGUUGGACAGACAAGGAGCUGUGCCAUGGUGUGGGCCCCAGGCUCGUGGGGUUAAGGAAGUGUUGCAGCCAGAGCUGUGUUUCUCCAGAGACCCCAGUCCUAAAUUGCCUCAGAGGUGUUUUGGGGUUGAAUGGGGGCCCAGGUGCAAGGAAGUGACAUCCAGUACAGUCAUUCAAACCACACAUGGGCUUUAGGAAUCCCACUGGAUCAAGAGGAAUAAGAGAAUGACAUGCAGGAGGUGGGACUGCUGAUGUAUUUGAGGUAUGUGCCUAAAUGCCUGCAGUUUCAGGGAGGAACAGGACCCGGGGCAGCAGAACCUGACCGUUGCAUAACAUGCGUGCUGGGGAAUGCCUCGAGUCCGCGUUCAAGCCCUAAUUGAGGUCUCCGCUCUGCUUGGGGUUUGAGGGAGGAACUCUUCCCUUGCAGAAGGGAAGCUCGUCUGUCUGUCUCUGUGGCCACAAAAGGUAGUGGCCUUUUUCCAGCCCAGUUUUCUCCUUUUUGCAAGGGAAAGAGCGAACUCAGCAAACCAAGGUAGCAUCCUGUGAACAAUCACUCCUUGCUCUGAGAAGAGUUCAAUGCAAACUUGAGCUCACAAGAAAUUCAGCUCUGACUCGACCUCUGAGCCACUGGCACGGGCACCUGAAGGGCUCCCCAGGACUCCUGCAGCAGGAGCCCUUGGUGCCUCCCUUCCUCUUACUUCCAGCUGGGGGCUGGAGCCUGGAUUAACACAAAUGUGCAAAGCAGCUGUUGCUUGCUCAAGUCUGUUCCACCACAUUCAGAGCUGUUGCCACAAUUCACGUCGCACACCAGGCUCCCUUGGGGAAGUGCUCUCUAAAGGCUUCCCUGAGCUUCAGCUAGAAGCCCUGAAAAGCAACCCGCUGGUGGGGGGUACCAGGCAUGCCAGAGCCUUGGCAUACAGAGAGCUUCAGGGAAGAAAUACAAAAAGAAAGAAGUUUGUGGAGAGACUAGAGCUCGCUGAGGGCACAGGACACGUACAUUGUGUGAUCAGAAACAAGGCUCCUUCCCUGGAGUGGCCAUUACCCCUCCUCUGUCUGGGGGAGAGCAUACUUCUGCUCACAGACACCCAAAGCUUCUGAAGCAGCUGGUUUAGCCCCCUAAUAUCUCUGGCGUUUCUAAGACAAAGACUGAGCAGGACAAUGUUACCUUGGGGUUCUCGUUUUACAGUCUUUCCAUGACCUUUCUCCAUGACGCAAA